UAUUUGCAAUCGUGUCAUUACGAUUUCUUGAGUCGUGUUGAGGGUGGCAAGAUUAGGGUGAGAGAUGUCAUAAGUCAUGUCGUCAGCAAAGAGAAUGGGUUUCAGGUUUUGGGAUACGUUUGGAAGAUCAUUGAUAUAAAUGAGGAAGAGCAGGGGUCCAAGGACACAUCCCUGUGGAACUCCAGUAUCAAGUGGCCAUGUUGAUGAUGCUGUGUCUUUAAUGGUGACAUACUGAUACCUAUUAGUAAGGUAGGAUUUAAAAUAUGCAAACACAUGGCCUCUUAUACCAUAAUGGUCAAGUUUGUGGAGUAGGAUGCCAUGGUCUACUAUGUCAAAAGCUGAUGUCAUUUGUUUACUCUUGAACGUAGUCAAGCAAACGAACAUUUCUCCCUCGAUGAGCUCAAUUUCAAGGUACUUUUUGUCGUGAAAGCAAUCAAAAUCAUAUCUAUUUUUGUAAUAUAUCUCCCAUUCUAUCAAAUGAGACCAAAAACACGAGAAUACAACCAUAAAAACACAUGAAAAUACCACUAAGGGGUGGCUAAUUGCUGAGAAGUAAACUUCAUUAUUUAUGCUCCGAUUUCUUUCAUUUUUGGUGUAUGUUAAGAAGCAUCUUUCCAUCAUACAUUGCCCAAGUUUUAAUAAGAUAGUCCAACAAACAAAUGAGAUACAAUUCCCUAGAUCAAGAGCAAGAGCCGCUCACCAGCAUCAAGAAACCUCCCUCGAGGUCUGCUUGCUUAUGGAAAUUUUGCUUGCGUAUGGAAGCAAAAAAUCAACCCAUCGUCUGCUAGUACAGUGGACCCCCGGUUUACGAUCAGCUCCCAAUGUGACUAAUUAUGUAAGUGUAUUUAUGUAAGUGCGUUUGUAUGUGUAUGUUUGGGGGUCUGAAAUGGACUAAUCUAAUUCACAAUAUUCCUUAUGGGAACAGAUUCGGUCAGUACUGGCACCUGAACAUACUUCUGGAAUGAAAUGCUAAUAUCGUAAACCGGGGGUCCACUGUAUUUGGAAAAAUGCGCACAUGGAUGCGCUUGCAAGUAGAGGUUCCACUGUACUACUAUUAUUACUGCUUCAUGCUGUGCAAAUCCUUCAAAGUACUCAUCAGUACAGAAUAGAUGAUAAAAUAUAUCAUUUAUUUUCCACUCUGUGCAUUGCUUAAUUAAUUUAUCUAAAUUUUGUAUGAUUUUAUUGUGAUGAUUUUAUUGUGAAGUAUUUAUGAUUGCACGUGUUUAAUCCUGACUCUCUUUUUUUUCAGUAUUCGUGAAAAGACACAAGCUCACCGUAAACUGAUAGAUGAUGUUCCUCAUCCUGUCAAACUUGACCGUUUACAGAGGAUGAUUAAAGUAUUCCGUAGUGAAGCAACUGUGAUAAAUAAGUCUCAGGUUGGUCAAGAGAAGCUGGUUUUAGUGGAGGGAACCAGUAAACGCUCUAGUAGUGCACUAGUUGGAAGAAAUGAUGGCAACACAAGGACUCCACCACUGCCUCCACCAAUGCCUCCACCACUGCAAGUCCCUACUACCCUCCCUCCGACCCCCUCCCUAACUGGCAGCCGGCCCUCCCACCACUCAGUGUGGUAAUCUUCCCUAAUGUAGAAGUGGAGGAUGCACACAGUGGCAGCACAAAAAAACUCAAACCAGGAGACUAUGUAUGUGUGUUGAUUACAGAUUCAUCUGCUCAAGUUCUGAAAGGAAUUCCUCUUGCCAUUACCAC
Messenger RNA from Cherax quadricarinatus, 1704 nucleotides. Lineage: Eukaryota; Metazoa; Arthropoda; Malacostraca; Decapoda; Parastacidae. The record is from RefSeq and is a predicted model, not a curated record.